CAUGGGCUCGUGCUUGCUGCUUUAAAAAGAAGGGGGAAUUAUGAAUUCGGCAAGAUAGGAAGAAGAGCGGAAGCAAAAAUGGCAGAAGGAGCUAAGGAAGUAGAAGAAGCCAAAGAAACCAAUGAAGGGAAAGAAGCCAAAGAAAAAAAGCCAGAGAAACAAGAAGCAGCAGGAAGAAGCAGAUGUAUAAGAAGCAGAAAAAGUAGAAGGAGCGGUAGAAGCAGAACAGAAAUGAAUAUAUCAGGGUGGCCUCCAAAGUCUGGGUCAAUGAUCAAUAUCGGAUUAAUUGAUGUCACUGCCGCAGCAGCUGCAGCAUAUAUUUUAUUUUGUUAA
Messenger RNA from Racocetra persica, 333 nucleotides. The record is from the annotation of a GenBank genome assembly. NCBI's taxonomy places the organism in Eukaryota, Fungi, Glomeromycota, Glomeromycetes, Diversisporales, Gigasporaceae.